Molecule: messenger RNA, 1863 nt
Organism: Serinus canaria (Common canary)
Lineage: Eukaryota; Metazoa; Chordata; Aves; Passeriformes; Fringillidae
Product: tumor necrosis factor receptor superfamily member 4
Exons: 7
Coding region: 1-873 (290 amino acids)
Biological process (GO): inflammatory response
Molecular function (GO): tumor necrosis factor receptor activity; protein binding
Source: RefSeq, a predicted model, not a curated record
AUGGCGGGAAUGGCGCUUCCAAGGAUUCCCUGGAAUUUUCCCGCACUCUGCUGGCUCCUGGCCGUGCCCAUUCCCGGCUCCCUGGGCUUGGAAUGCCAGGAGCACCAGUACAGCUUCCAUGAGAAAUGCUGCAGCGACUGUGCCCCAGGGGAGAGGAUGCGGAGUCGCUGCACGGCCUCGGCCGACACCGUGUGCUCGCCGUGCCAGGAUGGAUAUUUCAGCUCCCAGCACCACCACGGCUUCUGCCAAAGCUGCACCAUCUGCAACGCCCGGAAGGGCAGCGUGGAGGUGAAGCCGUGCGAGAAGACCUCGGACAGGGUGUGCGCCUGCCAGGCGGGAUUCCAGCCUGCCGGGGGCAUUCCUGUGGGAAGGGAGUGCUCCCGAUGUCCUGAAGGGACUUUCUCCAGAGGAGGGAACGAGAACUGCCGGCCUUGGACCAACUGCAGCAGUUUUGGGAAGAGCACGCUCCGGGCUGGCACGGGCACACAGGAUGCCCAGUGCAGCAGCAGCCCUGGCAGUGCCAGCAGCCCUGGCCCACAUCCCUCUCCCACGGAAUUCCCGGAAAACAGGGACCCCUUUCCCACGGAAUUCCCCGAGAACAGCUCCAGAGCAUCCAGCCCCAGGGAGAUCCCUGAGGUUUGUCGGGAUCCCGGCGCUGCCACGGAGCCUGGAUGGGGCUCUCUCUCCCUGCUCCUGCUGUGCCUGCUCCUGCUGAUGGUGAGUGGAAUUUCCAUCCUGCUCCUGAUCAUCCAGGCAGCCCAGAAAAAAGCCAGGAAUGGGCCUGGCAGGAGCACCCAGCCCAAGGAGAGGAGCUGCAGGAUUCCCAUCCAGGAGGAGCAGAUCGAUUCCAACUCCAGCCUCAUCAAAAACUGACCCCACCUGGGGCUGCUCCUGCUCUGCUGAGCCCCUGGCACUAAUUAGGGCUGCUUUUGCUUAAUUGGGAGUUAAUUUCAGGCUGGAUUCACUCUUUGAUUAACUCAGCAUCUCCCUUUGGAAUUCAGGAGAAUUCCUGAGGGAAUUUUGUGUGGAUUUUUUUUUUCUUUUGGGCAAAUCCUUGAGCUCUAAGAUCAGGAUCAAGUGGCAGAGCUGAGCUUUAAAAUCAGGAUCAAGUGGCAGAGCUGAGCUCUAAAAUCAGGAUUAAGUGGCAGAGCUGAGCUCUAAAAUCAGGAUCAAGUGGCAGAGCUGAGCUCUAAAAUCAGGAUCAAGUGGCAGAGCUGAGCUCUAAAAUCAGGAUCAAGAGGCAGAGCUGAGCUCUAAAAUCAGGAUCAAGUGGCAGAGCCAAGCUCUAAAAUCAGGAUUAAGUGGUAGAGCUGAGCUCUAAAAUCAGGAUCAAGUGGCAGAGCUGAGCUCUAAAAUCAGGAUCCAGUGGCAGAGCUGAGCUCUAAAAUCAGGAUUAAGUGGCAAAGCUGAGCUCUAAAAUCAGGAUUAAAUCAAACUCAAUCCACACUUCAUGAAAUGAAUUUUCCCUCUCUAAUUGCAUUUCCACAAAUCUGGAAAGGAAAUUUUUUUGGGGGAGCAAAUCCCAAACUCUGCAAUGCCUGCGAGGAGCCCAAAGUGUCCUUUUGCUGAAUUUGAAAUAUUUCCCUGGAAAUUCCAGAAAAAUGGAAUUUUUUAUCAUUCAGGAGUGAUUUUCCCUCCAAAACUCCUCAAAAAAUGGGAAUUGGAAACCCCAGAUCCCAAAAUAUCCCCAAGCAUCCAGCAGGGAAUGGAUGCAGGGAUCCAGGAGGUGUUUAAAUCCAUGGAUUUGGAAGAGUUGGGGUUUUUUAUAUGUUAUACAUAUCCAGAGGGGUUUAUACAAUGUAUAGGAAGGUUUGUAUCGUGUACAAAAUGACAUUUGGGGGAAUAAAACUCUGGAAAAACAAA